Messenger RNA from Ficedula albicollis (Collared flycatcher), 2016 nucleotides. Its product is annotated as fibroblast growth factor receptor-like 1. Gene Ontology annotation, molecular function: fibroblast growth factor binding; fibroblast growth factor receptor activity. NCBI's taxonomy places the organism in Eukaryota, Metazoa, Chordata, Aves, Passeriformes, Muscicapidae. The record is from RefSeq and is a predicted model, not a curated record. Gene Ontology annotation, cellular component: plasma membrane. The transcript is spliced from 8 exons. The coding region runs from base 1 to 1941 and encodes 646 amino acids.
AUGUGCUCUUUGGUGCUUGGCUGGGAGAAGGAAAAGAGCUGGGUGAAAAUCAGUGUGCUGGAGGAUGCUGAGGGAGCCAGGGGGAAGGUUACAAAGCAGGGGGUGAAAUCAGAUAUCUUGCUCACCUUUUACCUGACCAGCAUCCUGAGCAUCUGGUCUACAAAGUUCUGUUUCUCUGAGAUGGUGGAAUAUGUGGAGGUUGCCAAAGUCUUUGAUCUCCUGUGUCAUCCUGUAUCUUCUAUAAAGCUCAAGCCAGAUGCCAUUGUUCCAAGGCAAAAGCAUCAAGGCCCCCCCAGGAUCGCCGACAAAGUGAUUCACCGGCAGUCCGUGCGGCUGGGCAGGACCAUCAAGCUCCUGUGCCCGGUGGAGGGCGACCCCCCGCCCCUCACCAUGUGGAUGAAGGACGGACGGACCAUCCACAGCGGCUGGACCAGGUUCCGCAUCCUCCAGCAGGGGCUGAAAAUCAAGGAGGUGGAGAGCGAGGACGCGGGGACCUACAUCUGCAAAGCCACCAACGGCUUCGGCAGCGCCAACGUCAACUACACCCUCAUCGUCAUCGAUGAUGCCAGCUCAGGCAAGGACAGCCAGGUGCCUGAAGGCUCCCAUGGAGAAUAUGAAGACCAUUCUGGGAAGCAGUGGGCCCGGCCCAGGUUCACCCAGCCUGCCAAGAUGAGGCGCAGGGUGAUCGCCCGCCCCGUCGGCAGCUCCAUCCGCCUCAAGUGCGUGGCCAGCGGCAACCCCAGGCCUGACAUCACCUGGCUGAAGGACAACAAGCCCCUGACGGCCCAGGAGAUUGGGGAGAACAAGAAGAAGAAGUGGACGUUGAACCUGAAGAACCUGAAGCCGGAGGACAGCGGGAAGUACACCUGCAGGGUGUUCAACAAGGUUGGGGAAAUCAACGCCACGUACAAAGUGGAAGUGAUCCAGAGGACGAGGUCCAAGCCCAUCCUGACGGGGACGCACCCCGUGAACACCACGGUGGACUACGGCGGCACCACCUCCUUCCAGUGCAAGGUGCGCAGCGACGUCAAGCCCGUCAUCCAGUGGCUGAAGCGGGUGGAGUACGGCACGGAGAGCAAGUACAACUCCACCAUCGACGUGGGCGGGCAGAAGUUCGUGGUGCUGCCCACGGGGGAGGUCUGGUCCCGCCCAGACGGCUCCUACCUGAACAAACUGAUGAUCACUCGAGCCAAGGAGGAGGACGCAGGGAUGUACAUUUGCCUGGGGGCGAACACCAUGGGCUACAGCUUCCGGAGUGCUUUCCUCACAGUCCUGCCAGACCCCAAGCCUCCCAGCGCUCCUGUGCCCCCUUCCUCGGCCAGCAGCCUGCCCUGGCCCGUCAUCAUCGGCAUCCCCGCCGGGGCUGUGUUCAUCUUCGGGACCAUCCUGCUGUGGCUGUGCCAGGCCAAGAAGAAGCCGUGCCCGCCCGCGGCCGCGCAGCGCCCGCAGCCCCGCGAGCGCGUCUGCGUGGCCCCGCUGCCCGACAAGGACUGCAUCUCCUCCAUCAACUACGAGGAGUACGUGGCCCAGCAGCAGCAUUUACUGUCCCAAGGGCCCGCCCUGGCCCCUGCCAUGGCCUCCAAAAUGUACCCAAAGAUGUACACGGACAUCCACACCCACACCCACUCGCACGUGGAGGGCAAGGUCCACCAGCACCAGCACAUUCAGUACCAGUGCCCGGGCCCCCCCGCCGCCGCGCAGCGCCCGCAGCCCCGCGAGCGCGUCUGCGUGGCCCCGCUGCCCGACAAGGACUGCAUCUCCUCCAUCAACUACGAGGAGUACGUGGCCCAGCAGCAGCAUUUACUGUCCCAAGGGCCCGCCCUGGCCCCUGCCAUGGCCUCCAAAAUGUACCCAAAGAUGUACACGGACAUCCACACCCACACCCACUCGCACGUGGAGGGCAAGGUCCACCAGCACCAGCACAUUCAGUACCAGUGCUGAGGGUCGUACUUUGGGUUUUUCCUCGUGGUACCUCAGCAGAGACUGCUUGCACUGCCAGCAACGGGCAAAGCAACA